GUUGAUACACAAAUACGUACAAAGCAUAGGAAAACGGACAUACAUCAUAAUGAUGAUGAUGCGUACUGAGUGGAAGAUUGUCACGUUAGAAACAUGUUUCACUCUGGCUGCGUCUCUACAACUGAAACAGAAUUUAAAACACUUUCUCUUCCAUUUUUUAAAAAAGAAACCAUUUCCUCAUCCGUUAAGACAUUUGUGUUUUUGAUAUUGUCUGAAGCAGACGUUCGAAUUAGCUAAAGGAGAGACAGAGAGAGUUAUUCGUUCGAUAUAUUAAUAUACGGCGCUUGCAGCUUUUUUUCAAAAAGUAAUAAUGUCACUUGCAGUGAAUUAUUUCGAUAGAAAUGGAAAAAUCUUUACGAUGCUUUUCUACACGAUAUUGUUGUUAAUAAUCACAACGUUUUGCUUAUAUAUUCUCUCCAAAAUUACGACGAAAAUCCGACAUCAUUAUCAUUUCAAGUACUAUAGAAACCACUUCCGAAUGGAUGGGAAAACGAUACUCAUUACUGAAGCUACUUCGGGUACAGGUAGAUCGAUUGCCGAGUAUCUUGUUGCGCAGGGUGCCAAAGUAAUCAUGGCCUGUAGGAAUUUAUCUAAAGCGGAGGAAGUCGCCAAUGAAAUUCGAAAUUCAACCGGUGUCGACCCGAAAAAGUUAAGCGUUGUCCAUUUGGAUUUUAUAGACCUCAACAGCGUCCGAGAAUGUGCUAAAAAAAUCACUGCAUCGGAAGAUCGAAUUGAUGUAUUGUUCAACAACGCUGGAUUAGGAUUAAGUCCUUUUAAAUUAACCAAACAAGGGUACGAUUAUGUAUUUGGCGUUAAUUACGUGGGACCAUUUCUGUUAACCUAUUUACUGAUCGAUCUACUGAAGAAAUCUUCUCCCAGCCGAGUUAUCAACGUUAUUCCAUGUGGUGACACGUUCCUCAAAGAAGAACCAGAUUUUUCACGACAACUAACACAAGAGUCAGACAUAAAAUAUCCAAACCUUUUUGGUUACAACAUGAGCAAGUUGGCUCAGAUUUGGCACGCUAAAAUCUUAAGCGAAAAACUGAAGGAUUAUCAAGUGAGCACAAUCAGUGUUCACAGUGGGUCUGGUUCCAAGAUAACAACAGAUCAGAAGACAAACGGUAUGUUGCUGGCGAAGAUAGUCUCCCGUUUUUUCGAUUUGAUAUCAAGAAAAUUCAACAUGUUACCUAAAGAUGCUGCUCUGACCGUUGCCUAUUUGGCUAUGGAUCCCAACUUGGAGGACAUGUCUGGUCAAUAUUUUGAAAACAUGAAAAUUUCUCAAAAUUUGAGUCCUUAUGCGAAAGACAAACGACUAGCCCAGAAAAUGUGGGACGUUUCCAUGGAAAUGUGUGGACUUUGUAAAAAAAACGAGUAGAGUUUUUCAUGGGGCGUCCUCCUUUGCGUUUUGUUUUAAAACAUGCUUGUUUAUCAUUAUCAUUACUAUUAUUAUUAUUA
Molecule: messenger RNA, 1455 nt
Organism: Octopus sinensis (East Asian common octopus)
Lineage: Eukaryota; Metazoa; Mollusca; Cephalopoda; Octopoda; Octopodidae
Product: retinol dehydrogenase 14-like
Exons: 2
Coding region: 311-1375 (354 amino acids)
Source: RefSeq, a predicted model, not a curated record